This is a messenger RNA of Camponotus floridanus (Florida carpenter ant), 1505 nucleotides long. RefSeq lists its product as uncharacterized. The transcript is spliced from 4 exons. The coding region runs from base 286 to 1344 and encodes 352 amino acids. NCBI's taxonomy places the organism in Eukaryota, Metazoa, Arthropoda, Insecta, Hymenoptera, Formicidae. The record is from RefSeq and is a predicted model, not a curated record.
UCUUCUCUCUGCUUUCAUCAUUUUUCAUUCUUCUCUCUGAGGGAAAGAACGUUUGCCAAAGUCACGGAAAGUAAUUAUCAAGCGCAUUGAUCUAAUCUUUACUUCUGUAAACAUUAAGCUGAUAGAACGCAUUAGUUAAUGCAUCAGAUAUGAGUUUUCACAGUCUUGCAACGUGACAUAUUAUGACGGUGCGAGAAAAGUCUAACCUAAAAGAGGACGUUCUUGACAUAACGUAAUCGGUAUUAUUGUCUCCGAUUGCCCACAAAUCUCGUUAAACGAUGAGCGAUGCGUAUCAAAGGCCUGCUACUGUUGCUGAUCUGCAUAGCAGGAAGCAGCAUCGUUUUCAUUGCUUUCAGCAAUCAACGACCUUCCAUUCAGACUCUAGUGACGGAGACUCACAAACAAUUGCGGAACUUCCAGGAAAAUUUGAAAGACGUUGAAGAAAAACGUCUGGUGACAGAUUCCAAGUAUCUUGCGUUGCUUGGUCUGGAUGGUCAGACAAGCACUACACCAAUCAGUCUCAAGCCUCAGAAUGUGACUGUUGUGUCACUCGUAAGGCCUGGAAACGAGCAAUAUAUUCAUGGCUUUGUUAGAAACAUCAGCCAUUUUUUGCCAAAUAAUAGUAUUGUGAUUUAUAGUGUUGGUUUGAAUGAAGAAUCCUUACAAAGUAUUAGACUUGCUUGUAACUCUACGAGAUGUAAUGUGAUUCACUUUGAUCUAAGCCCAUUUCCUGCUCAUGUCGAAGAUGACACACUGCAUGUUUAUAGACCUUUAGUUAUUCAAACAGCUUUAAAUACGCUAGGUAGUAUAAUCUAUAUGGACUCAAAUGUGCGUCUGAAUUCUUCAGACAUUUCAAAAUAUCUUUGUCCAAAAUCUGGAAUCUUAACUUGGCCUACAAGGCAUGCCAUUAGUUCCCUAACGCAUCCAAAGAUGUAUGAAUACUUUCAUGCUUCUGCUGAGAGUUUUUUCUUUCUCCCAUUGAUUAGAGCAUCAUACUUAGUAAUUAGUAAUUUUAAAGACAUUAGGGAAAGUGUAAUGCUGCCUUGGGUCCAGUGUGCAUUGACGAGAGAUUGUAUUUCCCCUAUUGGUGCACAAUCGGCGGGUUGUAGAUUCAAUAAAAAGCCGCAGUAUCGAUACUCUGGCUGUCACGCGUACGACACUUCUGCAUUAAAUAUAGCGUUGGGAUUGCAUUUUAACUUUGAUGAUACGUAUUAUGUAUACAAGGAUCGGGAGACGUAUUUUAAUAAGAUUCAACCCGAAGAAAUCACCGAGGAGUACCUUAUGAUCACGCGGCAAAAUAAUGCCACUGAGACCAACGCUAGGAAUUUCAUAUCGGAACGUUAAAUUUUUUUUUGAUCUCAAUUUAUCUUAGGUAUGUCGAACAAGCACAAUUUAAUUUAAGAUUAUUAAGCAUUGAAUUAAACUAUAAUAAAUAGCAGAAUGGCCAACAAUCCUGGAUUUUCCUUUCAAAAGCAUUAGAUAUUGUUUUUAAAUUCUGAAUUUGU